This is a messenger RNA of Drosophila kikkawai, 611 nucleotides long. The record is from RefSeq and is a predicted model, not a curated record. Lineage: Eukaryota; Metazoa; Arthropoda; Insecta; Diptera; Drosophilidae.
GGUUCCCUCUCACCGGGAAUUGAUUACGAUUAUCGGUUUGGGUGCUAGCUUCGGCUCUGGCUUAUAAAUAGGAAGCGACGAUUGUCGGUCGGCUUCACAAGUGCCUUUGUUUUGGAGGGUAACGCACGCAGCCGGCUAGACUGAUAUGGAUUGCUUUGGAAUAUUUGCUCAUUUAGCCCUGGCCUUCCUGUUGCUGGGAGUAGUCCAAGGCUAUCCUCAGCUGGGCUCCCAAGAGGAGCGGCGUCCUUGGUUGGUGGGACAACAGCAGCAGAAUCCCUGGCUGCGUCCUCAGAUUCCUCAAGUCCCUGACGCCAGCAGCACCAUCACCACCACCACUGCUUCUACCCCAGCCAAUCAGGAGCCCCGGUACCUGGCCUGCCUCCAGACCUGUCCCAUCACCAGCGAGUAUAACCCCAUUUGUGGCAGCGACAACAACAACUACUACAAUCUGAACAGGUUCAACUGCGCCGUGGGCUGUGGCUUGGAUAUCCAGCGGGUGCACCAGGGAAUUUGCCGGACCUAAGCAUCCACCUUCAAGAUUACGUCUUGCUCAAUCGUAAGUCUGGCCUAUGACGUCAGCAAAUAAAAUAAAAAACAACGCAAACACUCAA